UUUAAUGAAGCAGGAGACCAAGUGGCAAUGUAUUCUGAUCUUAAUUAUACGUCAGCUGUCCGAGAUGUAGCCUUUCAUCCUCAUGAGCACAUGGUGGCUUUUUGUGCCUUUGGACCAAAUCAGCCUAUACUUGUCUUUAUUUACGAUCAGAAAGUUGCUCAAAUGGAGGCUGAGACUAUGAAAGAAGUGUGUAAGGCAAGCUUGAAGUCUGGAAACACAUCUACACCAAAGGGACCUAGGAUUUUUAGCGGCACUUUUGAUAGUACUUUUGAUAGUAGCACUGUAUAUAAUGGCUCGUUUUCUUCAAUUAGUCAUUCAUCUAGGAUAUCAAUGAAAAUGCAAAAAGUCAAACAGAAACUGGAUACAGUCAUGGCAUCAGUACAACAGAGCACUUCAGAAAUGGAUUUUGCAAACCAAGGAGUGGCUCCAAUGAUGCCAUUGGAUAUGAUUUCGGAUUCCUCUUUUAGUUCUGUGGGCAAUCACUACUACAAUAGUACCCGGUCAAAUCUCCUUCUUCCUGCCCCAUCACUGUUGUCACCACACUCCAAACUGAGGCUUCCAACUACUGUGGGUGCUCAGCUGUUAUCACAGCAGUCGCUGACCUCACAGACUGGUGGAUUCAGUCCUGUUGGACAUCGCUUUGGCAGAGCUCCAUCAGUCAAACUAGAGAAGGUAGGAACUAUAUCAGUUUCCAUCUUUGCUGCUGAGAAGUCUUAUAAUUUUGUCUAG
Rhincodon typus (whale shark) is the source of this 729-nucleotide messenger RNA. Its product is annotated as jouberin-like. Bases 28 to 729 code for a protein of 233 amino acids. The record is from RefSeq and is a predicted model, not a curated record. NCBI's taxonomy places the organism in Eukaryota, Metazoa, Chordata, Chondrichthyes, Orectolobiformes, Rhincodontidae. Gene Ontology annotation, cellular component: ciliary basal body. The transcript has 7 exons. Gene Ontology annotation, biological process: motile cilium assembly.